CGGACAACCGCACAGGCAUCGUUCUUCAAUUUGCAAACAUUGAAGAAGCGUCGCCAUGAGAGUUAAGAUAUUGGUUUUCCUGGUCUUUGGUCUUGGAGCUAACUAUGUGUAUGGACAGAAUUGCCCGAUGGAGCGACGCCCAGGAAGAUAUUACGUUCUAGGGCCAGAUACCAGGACAAUUUACAGUAUGACGGAAGAGCAAUGUCGUACAACAUGCCAAAAUGACGCCAAAUGUCCUGCCGCUACCUACCACACAACUAAGCGCGUGUGUUGGUUGCAUGCUAAUGUGCGUACGUUGGCCCACGGAGCCAACUGGGUUGCCUUUAUGAAACCGGAAAGAUGUCAAGAGAGAUGUCAGAUGGAGCGAACCCCAGGGAGAUAUUACGUCCUAGGGCCAGAUACCCGGACAAUUUACAGUAUGACGGAAGAGCAAUGUCGUACAACAUGCCAAAAUGACGCCAAAUGUCCCGCCGCUACCUACCACACAACUAAGCGCGUGUGUUGGUUGCAUGCUAAUGUGCGUACACUGGCCCACGGAGCCAACUGGGUUGCCUUUACGAAGCCGGAGGGUUGUCGAGUCCAAAGAGGAGAAGUCAGCUACGGCAGAUCGGUAGUCAAUAGCCAGGCACUAAAAAUCACCCUGCAGGACAUAGCAAACUUCUUAGGGGCAACUGUUGUCGUACACAGCGGAGUGCGUCAGGGUGCGGAUUACUAUCACUCCGUUGGUCAAGCCGCGGACAUAACCGUAAGUGGCAUCGAUACCAAAACAGUGUGGGACCGUCUCAAAAGUGGAGGUAUCAUGGACAAUGAAUACUUUGUCAUGUACCACGCGCCAGGUCAGAGGUCAUGCUCUUCCGGGACCCAUUUGCAUAUUGCCCGCUGGGAAAUGGAAAACAUGAGCGGCAGAACCACUUGCUGGGUAAUUGAGGGGACGACGCCUGAAAAUACGUGCACGUCGAUGAGCACCUCCAUUUGCCAUUAAAUGCGAGCAUGGCACACGGUAUACUUUAGCG
Molecule: messenger RNA, 1013 nt
Organism: Lingula anatina
Lineage: Eukaryota; Metazoa; Brachiopoda; Lingulata; Lingulida; Lingulidae
Source: RefSeq, a predicted model, not a curated record